Molecule: messenger RNA, 693 nt
Organism: Drosophila guanche
Lineage: Eukaryota; Metazoa; Arthropoda; Insecta; Diptera; Drosophilidae
Product: thioredoxin domain-containing protein 5 homolog
Exons: 1
Coding region: 31-693 (220 amino acids)
Biological process (GO): protein folding
Cellular component (GO): endoplasmic reticulum
Molecular function (GO): protein disulfide isomerase activity
Source: RefSeq, a predicted model, not a curated record
CUUAACGUUUCAAAAAUUAGGCGUAGAAAAAUGUUUCAUCGUUUCUCCUUAGUGGUGGCAUUCAUUGUGGUUUUUCUUACUGGCUUAUCGUAUUGUUAUGGCCAUGAUAUCGAAGAGUUUCCAACUGAAGAAGCCACGGAUAAAUCUGCAGUUGAUGAUAUGGGGCAUGAAAUGAGACCUCAGUCCAGGGAUGACAGUGAAGUGCAUGAAAUUCACCAAGUUGUUGCUGACGAUGAUGAUGAUGUCGCAGGAGUAAUCGAGAAAUGCACACCCGGCAAAGUCCUAAGCCUGAAUACCAAUAAUUUUAAUCUGAUGACGCAAACUGGUAGAUUUUGUAUCCUGAUCUUUGAAUCCCCUUUGAGCUACGUGUCCGCUCUGGCCAAAAUCAAAUUGGGGAAGCUGGCCAAAGAAAUGAAAUACAGGGACGCUGUGUGCAUCUCGGAUUUGGACUGCACAAAAUCGAAAGAAAUUUGCCACGAACUACAAAUCGAAGCACGUCCAACUUUUCUGUGGUAUCAGAAUGGGCGCAAACUUGGCUCCUACAAUGGCAAACACGAAGUGGAAUCUUUGAGAAAUUUCGUCGAUGAAAUGAUAGCCUCUAAUGGAACAUUCGUCGAAAAGUCAGGAGCCAGAGAAAUAAGUUAUUUAACGAUUAAUAUUGUCAUGAUUGUUAUGAACCUUUUGGCCAUUUAG